Molecule: messenger RNA, 2003 nt
Organism: Strongylocentrotus purpuratus (purple sea urchin)
Lineage: Eukaryota; Metazoa; Echinodermata; Echinoidea; Camarodonta; Strongylocentrotidae
Product: ragulator complex protein LAMTOR5
Exons: 4
Coding region: 107-385 (92 amino acids)
Biological process (GO): positive regulation of TORC1 signaling; cellular response to amino acid stimulus
Cellular component (GO): lysosome; cytoplasm; Ragulator complex
Molecular function (GO): guanyl-nucleotide exchange factor activity
Source: RefSeq, a predicted model, not a curated record
UCAUCACAUGACUACCAAUACUAUUUCGCGUUGAGCCUUGAUGACUUGAGUCUUGAGAGACACCAAAAAGUGGAAUUUUGCAUUGGAUAGAACUCUGUUAAUUAAAAUGGAGCAAAAUCUAGACAAACUUUUAGAUGACACAAUGGAAGGCCCUGGAGUUAUGGGAGUUAUUUGUGCCGACAAACAGGGACUCUGCUACAGCGCUAAAGGAACAGUGUCUGUAGGAUCUGCAGGUAUCAUAGCUUCUCUUUCCCAGCAGGCAGCCCUCCUAGUACCAGAGAGCAGCAGUGCCCCAGUCAUUUGUCUAGAGUCGGAUAAAGGGAAUGUCUUGAUCAAGACACAUCAGGAUGUUACGAUAGCAAUCCACAAGAUGCCAACAUACUGAGAGGUUGCUUGGAACUAAUUUGUUUAAAGACAUUGAAUGGGACCGUGCCAACCAAAAGAGUAAACAUAUAUAUAUAUAUACAAGGAGCAAAAGUGAACGCAGUUCCUGCCCAUGAAGUCCAUGGCGAGAUGACUACAUUAAUUCCUGUUAUUAUAUCAAGCUGGAGGCUCUUCUUUUCCCCCUCUGAUUUCUAAGAGAAAAUGUGUUGUGAUAGUCUUUGAGGCCCAAUGAGUGCUUACUGAUAUCGGUCACUUGAUAUACCUUUAAAUUAAUGAUGUCAUUGGGCUUGAGAUGGUGCAUGCUAAGAGCUUCUCUAGGCAGUACCGUAUCAUGACUAGGUUAGUUAAUGCACAAACAGCUAACUUAUUAAUAUGUUGCAGCAAAUGACAUAGACUAUGUGCAUAGAUCAUAUCACUGCUCAUUGAGAUUUUUGAAAGCACCAUUUAGCAGCCUGACAAUGACAUUGCUUUUAAACAGUUUCAUAAUGUUACACUUCUUUUUUGCUUAUUUCCAUAUCCAUUGAAUAUCAGAUGUUAAUCACAUUUUCUAUAAAAAAUAUGUGAUCAGCAUAUGAUCUAUCCAGGACUACAAUCAAUAGGUAUGUAAACAAAUAUAUGUAUAGAUUUAUUUAUUCCCCUGUUCAUUGAACAAUUAAUGCAUUCAAGGAUAAGCUACCCAGCCUGUCUUUAGAUGCCAUGGAAUAUAGGCUUACUCCUUUAUUAUAUUUGUUAGUUUUAUUAUUAUAUUUGUUGAACUUGUGUUGGUAACUUGAUAGAUUAGAUAAUAUGAAUUGUGUUGGUAACUUGGUAGAUUAGAUAAUGUGAUUUUCGUUUCAGACAAGGAUUUCCACAUGCUGGUCACAUACAUUAUAACAUCAUUUUUGUUGGUAAUAGAUUUUGGAUCUUGUUAUAUAAUAAGAGAAAUUACAAAAAAUGAAGGUCAUAUCCUUUAUGUUAAAGCAGGAAUAAAGAGACGUUUAGAGAAAUGUGAAUGUACGUUUCAAACCUACCACAACUCUCAUACUAAGUCACACCAUCUACUCCAGACCAUCUACAGACCCCCCCCCCCCCCCCGAAAAAAAAUAAAAAAUAAACAAAUCUUACCCUGAAUGGCCAAGAAUUUGUUGGUUUGGAGUUGAUUUGGCAGUGUGACUUAAGUUUUAUAAAGUCCUUCAUUAAUCUGGAUAAAUUGAAGAUGUGAUAGAACAGGUGGCAAUUGCUUGUUGCUUGUCAGAUUCUUGAUUUAUAUGCUAUUUGGUUUGUUGAAGUUUUGAAUGAAUUCUGUACAUUUUCAAAGUGAAAUUAUUAUUUUAUUAUUACUAUCAAUGUGACAUGGUAAUAUUAAAAGCUGUCUCGUUGUCACUUAGAUGUACAUGUUUCCACAUAUCAUGUAAUUAAAAGAUGAUAUUGACAUUUAAGUUGAUUAUAAAAUUCAUGUACAACCUCAUUGAUUUUCCAAACUUUUAUUCUGGAUUAAAUUUUGUUAUAAUUCUAUGUGGUUUUUCAGAUUUUUGAUGUUAAUGUAUAGAUGUAAGAUCUGAAGAAAUACAAGCACUAGAGUUUACAAUGUAAGUGAAUACACAAACAUUCUUUUGCAAUAAAAAGACAUUGAAAAACAA